AUGAAUAUUGUAUUAGUUUGCUUUUCAAAUCCCCCUAAGGUCUCAGACAAAGAGUCGGAAAAGGAUUCAGAGUUGGAUAAGCACUUGGAAUCAAAGGUUGAAGAAAUUAUGGCGAAGUCUGAUGAGGAAGGAAUGCCUGAUCUUGCCUACGUCAUGUACAUUUUGUCUGCAGAAAAUACCUCAAAUUUACCUCCUGAAGGAGGUCUUGCUGGCAAGUGCAAUAUUAUUGAAGCUGUUUAUAGUAGACUGAAUCCACAUAGAGAAAGUGAUGGGGCCUCUGAUGAAGCAGAGGAAAGUGGAUCACAGGGAAAAUUGGUGGAAGCUCUCAGGCAAAUGAGACUUAAUCAUAGUGGAAACUACCAAUAACUUCUGGAGGAGAUAUUGACUAGUUACAGGCUAGCUAAAGUAGAGGGAAAAGAAAGCCCUGCUGAACCAGUUGCUGCAGCUACUUCCUCAAACAGUGAUGCAGGAAACCCAGUGACAAUGCAGGAAAGCGAUACUGAAUCAGAAAGUGGUCUUGCUGAAUUAGACAGCUGUAAUGAAGACACAGAACAAAGAUGA
This is a messenger RNA of Ictidomys tridecemlineatus (thirteen-lined ground squirrel), 561 nucleotides long. Lineage: Eukaryota; Metazoa; Chordata; Mammalia; Rodentia; Sciuridae. The record is from RefSeq and is a predicted model, not a curated record.